Molecule: messenger RNA, 1854 nt
Organism: Ochotona curzoniae (black-lipped pika)
Lineage: Eukaryota; Metazoa; Chordata; Mammalia; Lagomorpha; Ochotonidae
Gene: DUSP4
Product: dual specificity phosphatase 4
Exons: 4
Coding region: 273-1430 (385 amino acids)
Biological process (GO): endoderm formation; protein dephosphorylation; negative regulation of MAPK cascade
Cellular component (GO): nucleus; cytoplasm
Molecular function (GO): MAP kinase tyrosine/serine/threonine phosphatase activity; protein tyrosine/threonine phosphatase activity
Source: RefSeq, a predicted model, not a curated record
CGGACACGCACUCCUCGCCACUGCUCGCACCUCCGGCCCGGGUCCCAGGCGAGCCGCCCAGCCCGGGAGCCCGAGGCCGCUCCGCUCCGCCUGCUAUGUAACCGCGAGGCGGUGGGAGGAAGGGGACGGGGAGAAGCUGUCCGGGCGAGGAGCGUCUCGGGGUCUAAGUUUGCGGCCACUUGAGCAGGCGCCAACGCGCAGCCCUCGCCUGACCCUUCCUGCAUCCCUGCCGGCCCGGGUGCCCUUGGCUUCCUCGGCGCUUGCCGGCGACCAUGGUGACGAUGGAGGAGCUGCGGGAGAUGGACUGCAGCGUGCUCAAAAGGCUGAUGAACCGGGACGAGGGCGGCGGCGCCCUGGGGCUGCUGAGCGGCGGCAAGUGCCUGCUGCUGGACUGCAGACCGUUCCUGGCGCACAGCGCGGGCUACAUCCGCGGCUCGGUCAAUGUGCGCUGUAACACCAUCGUGCGGCGCCGGGCCAAGGGCUCCGUGAGCCUCGAGCAGAUCCUGCCCGCCGAGGACGAGGUGCGCGCCCGUCUGCGUUCCGGCCUCUACUCGGCCGUCAUCGUGUACGACGAGCGCAGCCCGCGCGCCGAGAGCCUGCGGGAAGACAGCACCGUGUCGCUGGUGGUGCAGGCGCUGCGCCGCAACGCCGAACGCACCGACAUCUGUCUGCUCAAAGGUGGCUAUGAGAGGUUUUCCUCCGAGUACCCAGAAUUCUGUUCCAAGACCAAGGCAUUGGCAGCCAUCCCACCCCCUGUGCCUCCGAGUGCUACGGAAUCCUUAGAGCUGGGCUGCAGCUCCUGUGGGACUCCCCUGCACGACCAGGGGGGUCCUGUGGAGAUCCUUCCCUUCCUCUACCUCGGCAGUGCUUAUCAUGCUGCGCGGAGAGACAUGCUGGACGCCCUGGGAAUCACAGCUCUGCUCAACGUCUCCUCCGACUGCCCGAACCAUUUCGAAGGUCACUACCAGUACAAGUGCAUCCCGGUGGAGGACAACCACAAGGCCGACAUCAGCUCCUGGUUCAUGGAAGCCAUUGAGUACAUUGAUGCAGUGAAGGAGUGCCGCGGCCGCGUGCUGGUCCACUGCCAGGCGGGCAUCUCGCGCUCGGCCACCAUCUGCCUGGCCUACCUGAUGAUGAAGCAGCGCGUGCGACUGGAGGAGGCCUUUGAGUUCGUCAAGCAGCGGCGCAGUGUCAUCUCGCCCAACUUCAGCUUCAUGGGGCAGCUACUGCAGUUUGAGUCCCAGGUGUUGGCCACAUCAUGUGCUGCGGAGGCCGCCAGCCCCUCGGGGCCCCUGCGGGAGCGGGGUCCAAGCACCCCCACGCCCACCUCGCAGUUUGUCUUCAGCUUCCCAGUGUCGGUUGGCGUGCACUCGGCCCCCAGCAGCCUGCCCUACCUGCACAGUCCCAUCACCACCUCCCCCAGCUGCUAGAGUCGCGCCCCCCUCUGGCCCUGGGACCUCCCUCUCUACCCCUGGGAGACCAGAGCUGGCCCUGGGCUGGGCUGGGGGCGUGGAGCCACGUGUGUGUGUGUGUGUGGGUGGAGGGCAGGUGCCUCCACUGCUUGACCCAUCCACCUCUCCUUGGCCAACCGCAGGGCCAGCUCGAAUGGCAAUAAGGACUUUGACUCGGAUUUCUAACAAACAGCCAAACACUCCCAACUUAGAGCAAUAACGGCUGCCUCCUUGGCUGCCAGGGAGGGCCUUGGCUUGGUUUUUGUGUCUUGUUUUGCUUUUCCAAUAGAAAAUUCUUACCUCAUUUUUUUCCCCCCUAAGCAGUUAAGGCUUGAAGUUAGGGCAGCCUCAGAUCCUGGCAAAUGAGCUCCACCCAACCCAUCUGAUUCUGGGGAGUAGGAGU